Messenger RNA from Naegleria gruberi, 1627 nucleotides. RefSeq lists its product as uncharacterized. The transcript has a single exon. Lineage: Eukaryota; Heterolobosea; Eutetramitea; Acrasida; Naegleriidae. The record is from RefSeq and is a predicted model, not a curated record. Bases 1 to 1569 code for a protein of 522 amino acids.
AUGUCAAGCAGUAGACCAACAAGAGAAAGAAGAUUACCAAUUCAUUUGGAAGAUUAUAUCGUUGGUGAAUUAGAUUUACGAAAGAAUUAUGAAAAGGAAGAAAAGAAGAAACAAAAAUUAUUAUUAAAGAAGAAGGCUGAAAUUUCAAAGAAGGAACAAGCUGAAAAGAGAAAGAAAGAAGCCAUAGAAGCAACAAAGAAAAAGAAGGAAGCUGUUAAAAAAUCUAUUAGAAAAAAGCCAUCUUCAUCAUAUUAUACUUCAUCUUCAACAACAAUUUCUAAAAGAUCUUCAUCUGCAAUUACACCAUAUACAGAUUAUACUAAUCCAAAAUUUAAAGUUUUUACAUCAACAUCUGAAGCUAGAAACAAAUUAAUUGAAAAAACACCUGGUAAUAAGAUUUUAAAAGGGUCAGAUGAUGCUUCUAAAUGGUCAAUGUCAAAAUUAGAUACAUCUAUCAGAUACAAAUCACUUAAUAUUUCAGAUAUUUUAAGUGGAUGUUAUUAUGUACCUGGUAAUAAUCACAAAUUAGAUACAACUGGUAGUGAUAGAGUACCUGCAGUUCAAAUUUGUUUUUCAUUUGAUACAACUGGUUCAAUGUCUUCAUAUUUAAAUAAUUUGAAAUUUAAAUUACAAACAAUAUGUCAACAAUUAAUGAAUGAUGUUAGAGGUUUAGAAAUUGCAAUUAUUGCACAUGGUGAUUAUGAAGAUUCUAAAGAUAAUGGUUCAUAUUGUUUAUACAAAUUAGAUUUUACAACAGAUAUUGAACAAAUUAUUUCAUUUGUUCAAUCAAUUAAUUCAACAAGUGGUUAUGAUGGUGAUGAAUGUUAUGAAGCUGUUUUAUUAGAAGCUCAAUCUUUAUCUUGGGUUAAUGUUGAAAAUACAUUUACAAAUAGAUCACUUGUUGUAAUUGGUGAUGCUGAUCCUCACAAAUCAACUGAAUGGUUUAAUAUUGAUUGGAAACAAGAAACAAGUAAUUUAUUUGAUAAUCAUCAUGUUAAAAUUCAUAGUGUUAGAUGUGGUUCAUCUUCAUGGUCAACAAAAGAUUUUUACAAAACAAUUUCAGAAGAAACAGGUGGAUCUGAAUAUUUAUUAGAUACAUUUGAAAAAACAAUUGAAAUGUUUUGUGGAUUAAUUUAUAGAGAAGCUGCUGAUAAUAUUAUGAUGAAUGAUACAACAAUGCAAGCACAUAUUGAUGGAGCAGUUUCAGGUGAAGUUACAAUUGUUAAACCAACAAUGUCUUCAAGUGAUAAGAUGAUUGAUGAUGGUGAAAAGAGUGAUGAUAUUACAUCAUUAGGUUCAUAUAUUGUUACAGAUGAUGAUAUUUUAAAGAUUCACACUGCAAUUCAUAGUACUUGUACAGAAGUUAAAAUUAAUGGUAUUGAAUUUGCAAUUCAAAUGAAUGAAAGUUCAUGUAGAUUUGUAAGAGUUGAUGGAGUUGUCUAUAUUGAACAAAAUAAGGAAAAGAAGACUAAGUAUGCCAAGAUGGCUUUAGAAGGAAAGAAAUUAACUUGGAUUUGUCAUGCUGGUAAUUGGGGUCUUAUCAUUGAUGAUAAAAUUGAAAAGAGAUAGGAAACCAAUCCUUAAAAACCAUAGUCGAGUGUAAAUAAAACUAAUCAAAAAUUUAUUG